Pogonomyrmex barbatus (red harvester ant) is the source of this 728-nucleotide messenger RNA. RefSeq names its product Actin-related protein 2/3 complex, subunit 3A (gene Arpc3A). Lineage: Eukaryota; Metazoa; Arthropoda; Insecta; Hymenoptera; Formicidae. Gene Ontology annotation, cellular component: cytoskeleton; Arp2/3 protein complex. Gene Ontology annotation, biological process: regulation of actin filament polymerization; Arp2/3 complex-mediated actin nucleation. The record is from RefSeq and is a predicted model, not a curated record.
UGUCGCUCAUUCGAACUAGAUUUGUCACUCGGUUCACGCGGCUUGAUAGUUUGACGUUUCGAGGGAUGUUAUAGCCGACGUGCCAUCCAAACCAUUAGAUUAUUAGAAACAUUGUUACUUCAUUGUCAUUAUGCCUGCGUAUCAUUCAAGUUUUACUAAGAGUCAUGGCACCAUCGGAAAUAUGGCACUGCUUCCAAUCAAAACUACAUUUAGAGGACCUGCUCCUCCUUUUAACAACAAAGAACAGGACAUCAUUGACGAGGCAUUAUAUUUCUUCAAAGCAAACGUAUUCUUUAGAACGUACGAGAUCAAGAGCGAGGCUGAUAGAGUUUUAAUCUAUAUCACUCUAUUUAUUACUGAAUGUCUAAAGAAGCUACAAAAGUGUGCGACCCAACCACAAGCCAUGAAUGAGAUGUUCUCUCUCGCAAUCUCCAAAUUUGACAUCCCUGGUGAUCCUGGCUUUCCUUUGAACUCGGUAUAUGCUAAACCAAGUAGUCCUGCUGAGGCAGAUCUUAUGAGGCAAUAUCUUCACCAAAUCAGACAAGAAACUGCUGUCAGAAUUGUUGAAAAAGUAUAUGGCGAGGAUGGAAAGCCAAGCAAAUGGUGGCUGUGUUGCAAAAAAAAGUUUAUGGACAAAUCACUCUCUGGACCUGGUCAAUGAGUUAUUUCCUUUAUAUUGUUUUGAAAAUGCAUAUGUGAUUAAAGAAUAAAUCAGUUUAAAAAAAGCA